GCUGAGGAAGAUGAAGCUGAUAAAGGUGUCUGAGCUGCUCCUCGUCUUCUGCUGGGUCCUCUGGGUCUCAGCUGAUGGUCUACAUGAGGCUCUUCACUUCAGUGCAUGUUCAGACUCUAAUGGAGAGAACAUGGACAGUCUGGAUGGAGCAGAGCUUUGGUAUGCAGAUUUCAUCAAUCGAAGACUAGUUGAUGCUCUUCCUGACUUUGCAGAUCCUAUAACCUCACCAGGAGCUUAUGAGCGGGCUGUGGCUGAGCAACAGGUCUGCAGACAGAACCUGAAGACAGUUCAAUCAGACAUGUCUCCAGAAAUGAAGAUCUUUGUCCCUGUUCACUUCAUCUACAUCAGAGACAACAUGGAACUCGGAGUGAAGAACACUCUGAUCUGUUAUGUUUCUGGUUUCUAUCCGGCCCCUGUCAAAGUCUCCUGGACCAAGAAUGGAGAGAACGUGACUGAAGGAGCCAGCAUCAAGGAUCCCUCGCCUAAGAAAGAUGGUUCCUUCACCCAGAUCUCUACACUGGAGUUUAUCCCACAUCAUGGAGAUGUUUACAGCUGUUCAGUGGAACAUCUGGCCCUGAGCCAACCACUGGCUAGAAUGUGGGAUGUGGAGACGACUCAGCCAUGUGUUGGACCUGCAGUGUUCUGUGGACUCGGUCUGACCUUCGGUCUGCUCGGUGUGGCAACUAGAACUUUCUUCCUUUUCAAAGGAAUCCGGUGCAGAUGAUUGGUUGUGGCUGAUAAUGUCAUCAGUGUGUGACAUAGAAUUGUCAGGACAUAAUCCAGAUGUUUCCUUUUUACUGUAAAUGAUGUAAUUGAGUUUCAUCAUUCUGAAUCAAAUCGAUUUAACUCUGA
Messenger RNA from Stegastes partitus (bicolor damselfish), 852 nucleotides. Its product is annotated as H-2 class II histocompatibility antigen, A-D alpha chain-like. The record is from RefSeq and is a predicted model, not a curated record. Gene Ontology annotation, cellular component: membrane; MHC class II protein complex. NCBI's taxonomy places the organism in Eukaryota, Metazoa, Chordata, Actinopteri, Pomacentridae. The transcript has 5 exons. The coding region runs from base 11 to 724 and encodes 237 amino acids. Gene Ontology annotation, biological process: antigen processing and presentation; immune response.